GCUGUAAUAUCUUUCUCUUUUCGUUCGGCGUCCUUAGAUGGGAGGGCUGAAUUUUAUCUUUUUCUAUCUUUUUCUUCAACUAUCUAGUUUCACUCGCCCAGAGUAUCUGCCAAUAUGCAUUUUACACAAGUGCUGAUAGCCCUAGCGGCCCUUACUUCUCUUGCCACAGCGGCGCCGGCGUCUGCUGAACAAGGAUCAUCGCCAGCCAGGAGGCCGUCAAGGCAACCGGCAAGAGUGCAGGCGCGAGCACCCCUGAUUCUGACCCAGGCAAACAUCACCGUCGUCGUACAGAACCAGAACCAGAACCAGGCGGCUAUCAACCAGCUGGCGCGCAUCGCUGAGCUCGAGCUCGCCGCCCUGGUCCAGUCGCAGAUAGCUCUGGCAACACAGCUCGAGACCAUCAAGAACAACAUCCGCCUCAACAGCAUCAAGUCUCAGUUCAACCAAGUGAACAGCGUCAUCGUGACAGUCACAAACGUGGUCGACGCCAGAGACCCCGCCCAGGUCAACAGGCGCUAUAUACUGAACCGGCUGCGCGUAGACAACGGCUUCGCCGGCAAAGAGAUCGUCAUCAUGGUAACGCAGAAGCAGGAGAUGACUAUCUCGACGACAGCCACUACAGCCGCCGCAAACAUAGCUACAACCGCGCCCGUAGUGGCACGAGACAACAACAACCUAGCUGCCCUCCUUGCUGGCGCUGGAGUCAGAGCAGGUGGCGCACCCAACCUCGUGGCAAGCUUCAACCCUAACACGGCGCUCUUCGCACUGCUCAACCAGUCGCUACUGCUACCGUACGGCACGCCGGCGCCCGCGCUCAACAGCAACGCCGCGCUUGCCGUCGACGACCCGGCCAACAUCAUCUUUGCCGGGCAGAGCGACCUGUUCGUCGAGAGUGCCGCCACCUUCCAGAGCGACUGCCUCCGCGCCGGCGUCAAUGUUGUUUCCUCAGGAGGAGGCCUGGCUGCCGCCCUCGCCCGCCUCCAGCUCUUCUCCUCCCCCAGGCCGCCCUCGCCGCCCAGCUCGCCACCCUCGUCCUCGGCUCCGCCGUCCCCGCCAUCCCCCCUGCCGUGCUCGCCGCUAACCCCGCCCUCGCGGCCGCCCUGCUGGCCGCCGGUGGUGCUUUGCAGAAUGCCACGGCUACGGCUUCCGCGGUGGUCACUGAGACGGUCAAGGCAAAGACGGAGGCAGAGGCGAAGCCCAAGGCGGAGAAAGCCUGAUCUAUUUGCAUGUUAUGUUUUGUUUUGUUAUAAGAUGACGAGACCACAUUACGCGCAAAGGUUUCUCGGAUUUUUCUAUUCUACUUUCUGGUUUUGUUCUUGGGGUUUCCGUAUUCGAUAAAAGGUGCUGUAUAUAAAUCUAGUCUGUAGUGUCCCUGAAUAUCUGGUGUUCUAGGCGGCGUCUAGCAUUUAGGGGGAAAGGGGCAACGCGGGGGGAGAUUCUUGGAAGAUAGGGGUUUGUUGGGUUUGUUUGGUUUGCGGUUGUGGCUUGAGUGGGUAUAUAUUGCAUUUCGUUUGUCUCCGAAGUCUGUGUUUUAAGAAUUACGAUGGGGUCCUUCUCUUGACUAUAACUUGGCGAAAGGAAUCUAGGUAGCAAAUGGCGACUGCUAUUAGAGACAACCCAAGUAGCCCUCGAGCAUCUCUACCGUUAGUGGCGGCUUUGACUCGUUUUGGUUAGGAGCACAGUCACCUUAUCCAUGAGGCGGAUAAUCAACCCCCCUUCAGUGAUCCGCUGCAUUA
Messenger RNA from Lasiosphaeria miniovina, 1736 nucleotides. RefSeq lists its product as uncharacterized. The record is from RefSeq and is a predicted model, not a curated record. The transcript has 3 exons. NCBI's taxonomy places the organism in Eukaryota, Fungi, Ascomycota, Sordariomycetes, Sordariales, Lasiosphaeriaceae. Bases 115 to 1338 code for a protein of 407 amino acids.